AAUGCAGAUAAUAAGAUUAUAUUGUUUAGUGCAUUUAGAUCAAUUCUAAGCGUAGUUAGAGAGACAUCAAAACUUAAUAUGGGGGGAGGAGUGUCAAAAAUGCCAAAUCCACUAUCGUUCGAAGGAGAUGUUGCUGAAAACUUCAAGAAAUUCAGGCAUGACUUUGAAACCUACUUAACAGAAUCUGGAGAUGAUAAAAAGGAAGACAAAAUGAAAAUUGAGAUGUUUUUAAAGUUAAUUGGAGACAAAGGUUUUAACAUUUUUGAUAGCUUACAACUAACUGAAUUUCAGAGGAUUAAUUUAUACGAAGUCUUGAAUGCUUUCGAAAAACAUUUUACUCCAAAGGUUAAGGAUAUCCAGGAAGGUUUUACAAAGCUGCAUAUUGAGAACAUAAAUUCCAAUGAGUUCAAGAACAAGGACGAACAGGAAAAUGAAAUAGACAAAACAAAUGAAAUUCAAGAGAAUAAAAUUGUUUUUAAUAAAUUUAUUAUGACUGAUGGAGAAACAAAUUAUUGGAAAACGGAAAAUGGGGGCAAUAUUCGUCAACACAGGAGAAACGAUGAAAUAAAAACCGCUACGUUGAUAGCCAGAUCCUCAAAUCCCUACACAGGUCUACCUUACUCACGAAAGUAUUACGAACUACUCCAAAAAAGAAAGAGGCUACCAAUAUUUGAACACAAAGAAUAUUUUAUGAAACUGUUAAAUGAACACCAAUGUAUAGUAGUUGUUGGAGAAACAGGUUCUGGUAAAACCACACAAAUGUCUCAAUGGUGUGUAGAAUAUUCGAUGAGAAUAAGUGGAAAGUGCGUUUGCUGUACACAACCGAGAAGGAUGUCUGCAAUCUCAGUUGCACACAGAGUAGCUGAAGAGAUGAACGUUGCUUUAGGUCAAGAAGUCGGUUAUAGCAUCCGUUUUGAAGAUUGUUCUUCAGCAAGAACCAUUCUCAAAUUUAUUACUGAUGGUUUGUUAUUGAGGGAAGCAAUAGGUGAUUAUUGUUUAGAUAACUACCAAUGUAUUUUACUUGAUGAAGCAGAUGAACGUACUUUAAACAAUGACAUUCUUAUGGGUCUUCUGAAAGAAAUUAUGAAACAACGGAAGGAUUUGAAAGUUCUCAUCAUGAGUGCAACAUUGGAUGCCCCUAAAUUUCAAAAGUACUUUAAUAAUGCACCAUUAAUGAAUAUACCUCAUAAAAACUAUCCAGUAGAAAUUUUUCAUACAAUUGAACCAGAAAACAAUUAUUUAAUGACUGCUAUCUCGACAGUAAUUAAAAUUCAUUCUUCAAUAAAUCUAGAAGGAGAUAUAAUACUUUUUUUAACGGGCCAAGAAGAAAUAGAAGAGGCUUGUAGAAGCAUAGAGAUGGAAGUGAAUCGCUUAGGCCCAGUAGUUGGUGAACUAAAAUGUUUACCAUUGUAUUCCUCACUGCCUUUGAAAUUACAGCAGAGAAUUUUUGAAGAUCUACCUCCAAAUAAAUCCAAUGGAGCUAUUAGUAGAAAAGUUAUAGUGUCUACUAAUAUUGCAGAGAAAUCUAUGACCAUAGAUGGUGUGGUCUUCGUCAUUGAUUCAGGACUUGUUAAACAAAAGAGGUAUAAUCCCAAAACUAGAAUAGAAUCGUUGAUAGUUGAACCUAUCAGUAAAGCUUCAGCCCGUCAAAGAGCCGGUAGAGCCGGAAGAACAAAACCUGGAAAAUGCUUCAGAUUAUAUACACAGCAAACUUUUGAAUUUCAAAUGGAAGACAGUACAUGCCCGGAAAUAUUGAGAUCAAAUUUAGGAACAGUCCUACUACAGUUGAAGAAACUGGGAGUUGAUGACAUUAUAAAAUUCGAUUUCAUGGAUUCUCCACCACCAGAAGCAAUUAUGCGAGCAUUGGAAUUACUUAUUAACUUGAACGCACUCGAUGUUCAUGGAAAUUUGACAGAUUUAGGAGCUUUUAUGGCAGAAUUUCCACUUGACCCACCACUUGCCAAGAUGUUAGUUGUUAGCUAUAAACAUAAGUGUACAAAUGACAUUUUGACAAUCGCAGCAAUGUUGUCAGUUCCGAAGUGUUUCGAACGACCAUAUCAAGAGAAAAAAGCCGCAGACGAGGCAAAGAUGUGUCUUACACACUUAGAUGGAGAUCAUUUAACACUUCUCAAUGUCUAUAACUCCUUCCAAUCUAACAUGAAAGACCCGCAAUGGUGUGUUAAAAAUUUCAUAAGCUACGAAUCUUUGAAAUUAGCUGACAACAUAAGGCAUCAGCUAUUUAAAGUUAUGGACAGAUUGAAUUUGAAAUGUAUCUCCUCCGAUCCUACGAGCAAAAAAUACUACCAAAAUGUUAGGAAAGCUCUUGUCGAGGGAUAUUUCAUGCAGGUGGCGUAUUUGCAGAAGAAGAGACUUUAUAUGACGAUUCAAGAUAACCAAAUAGCACUAUUGCAUCCUCCAGAAUGGGUUAUUUUCAAUGAGUUUGUUUUGACUAAAAAAAAAUAUAUUCGGACUGUGACUUCCAUAAAACCUGAGUGGUUAUUAAAAAUUGCACCAGAUUACUACGAUCUCAACAAAUUUCCUGAGAGUGAAGCCAAACGGAGAUUGGAAAUUAUUAAGGAUCGGAUACAUAUAUAAAAAUCUAUAACCUAACACCUUGAUAUGGCUAUUUACAUUAUUAUAACACGAGAUCCAACCACUUGAUUCUGUAGAUAGGUGUCUGUUUAUUCAAUAGAACUUUAAAUAAAUAAUUAGUAAGAACGAGCUGCAUAAGUUCCAGGUUACCUAUCAAAAAGCCUCAAUUACCUACCUGUAAUUAAAUUUAAUGUAAUUAAAUAUAU
This is a messenger RNA of Diorhabda sublineata, 2798 nucleotides long. RefSeq names its product putative pre-mRNA-splicing factor ATP-dependent RNA helicase PRP1. Gene Ontology annotation, cellular component: intracellular anatomical structure; spliceosomal complex. The record is from RefSeq and is a predicted model, not a curated record. Lineage: Eukaryota; Metazoa; Arthropoda; Insecta; Coleoptera; Chrysomelidae. Gene Ontology annotation, molecular function: ATP hydrolysis activity; RNA binding.